Molecule: messenger RNA, 2348 nt
Organism: Centruroides sculpturatus (bark scorpion)
Lineage: Eukaryota; Metazoa; Arthropoda; Arachnida; Scorpiones; Buthidae
Exons: 1
Coding region: 939-1634 (231 amino acids)
Source: RefSeq, a predicted model, not a curated record
UACUGUACAGACGACAGUUCGCCUAAAGUCUGCGUAGUGGCUGAAAAUAUAUAUAUAUAAUUAUAAUAAAGUUACAAUAAAUUAAGUUAAUAUAUAAUUAUAUAUACUUAAUAUAUAAUACAGUAUCUAAUUUAUAUAUAAUUUAUAUAUAAUACUGUACAGAUGAUAGUAAAUUCUCCGUAGCGCGGCACUUAAUGGCGCAGAAAGUAGUUUGACUGCCCAAUGACGUUUUACGUAAUUAUAGGAGUUUUUUUACCUUUUUUUUCGGAUACUGUCACAAUUUUUUUGCAGUUUUACAGAAAUCGUAAUUAUAGGAACCGUAAUUUUAGGGGAGUCUACUGUAUAUAGAGUAAACUGUGACAGUUACGCCAAUUGAAAUUCUGACUGCCACAGCUUGCAAAUCAGUUGUUAUUUGUACCGGUAAUCCCUGGAAUGAACUUAUUUUAAAUACAUCCCUAGUUCCACUUGCACAUAGUGCAUAUCAGCAGAAAAAAAAAAAGUGACUUAGAGAUAGAGACUGAACUUUCGGACAAGGGAAAACAAAUCAAGGAAGUGAAAGAAGCCACAUCUCCCUAUGCGCUUAGGUAUCAAGGUUGGUUGGUUGGUUAAUAUUUUUUGGCAGAAGGGCCACAUAGGUCAUGCUGUGCCACAAUAACUGGUAUAAAUAAAUAAAAUAAUAGCUAUAUGAUGUAAAAUAAACAAAUAAUAAAAGAAGACAUGUAAUGAGUAACAAGAAAUAUAACAACAAGAUCUAUAUAUAAAUAAUAAAUAAAUAAAUAGUUGGGACUGACAGAUUCCAUUUUUGCUCUUCGCCUAUAGAGAAGUACCAAAUUGCACGACUGGAAUCUCCCCGUUCAGACUUCUAUACGGGAGGGAGGCACGUGGACCUCUCAGUCCUCAAAUUUACUUGGGCCGAAGAGAUCCCCCUUCCCCUUAACAUGUCAUGUUCAGCUGCUGAUUACCUGCAAGAUCUUAAGUGUAGACUGGAGACAAUGGCGCAUCAGGCUGCGUUAACGGCGAACGGAAAACAAAGGGCGUAUGCCAAGCACUUUAACCAAAGGUCAUCAAUAAGAAGGUUUGGAGUCGGAGAUCAGGUCAUUCUACUAAUCCCCGACUCAGGUAACAAAAUUUAUGCAUGUUGGACCGGCCCCGGCAAAGUAGUACAAUUUUGCUUUCCACAUUCAUACAAGGUCAAGCUACCCAGGAACAAUGUUAGACAGGUGCACGUUAAUAAGAUCCGGAAGUAUUAUCCUAAAGUGAGCGCUAUCAAAGUAAUAUUUGAAGAGAGAGCAUUUUGGAAUGUUCACCCUACCCCAAAGAUCGACGAUGAGGUAACCUUCGAAGUGACACUAGCACAUCAUUGUUUUGAUCACCUCAGUCACACUUGGCAAACGCAGAUUAAGGGCCUGUUAGAAAAGCAUCGUUACCUAUUCAACAAGAGGGUGCAUAUUGCAAAGGUAGGCGAAUACAAGAUCAGGUUGAGCCCGGGUCAGACAAAGAAGAAACCGUACUUAUACAGAAUUCCCAAGACCUUGAAGCCCAAGGUAGACGAGCAGAUUGAGAAACUCCUACGCUUGGGGUUGAUAGAGGAUAGCAUUGCAGAGAUAGCACAUUCGAUGUGUGUGUGUGAGUAAAAGAAAUGAGGACAUGCGGCUGUACGUAGAUUACCGCUCACUUCACGCGAUCACGAUAACCAAUGACUUUCCUACAGAAAAAGUCUUCCAAUUGAUUAGUUGCAUCGAUGCAGCAAACAUCAUCACUACUCUAGACCUGUUGAAGGGCUACUGGGCGAUCCCAUGGAGGUCGAAAACAGAGACCUAACAUCUUUUAAGACACACAGAAAACAAUAUCGUUUCAAGGUCAUGGCAUUUGGUUUAAAGAAUGCUGCAGCCACCUUCCAUAGGGAGAUGAACAAAGCCUUAGCUCAAUUUUAAAAUUUUGCACGGGCAUACAUUGACGACAUUGCCGUCUUCUCUAACGACUGGGAUACACACCUGAAGCAUCUAUAUAAGGUCCUCACGAAAUUGAAAGAACUACACUUCACUAUAAACAUCAACAAAUGCUCAUUCUCUAAGCUUGAGAUUAAGUACCUUGGCCACAUCAUUGGCUCAGGGAAGCACCACACAAAUCCUGACAAGGUUCAAGCCAUCUCGCAGUUGCCUGUACCUAGGAACAAGAGGCAGCUAAAGAGCCUCUUGGGUCUAUGCAAUUUUUAUAGAAAAUAUAUUCCCAAUUAUGCUACCAUAGCCCACACACUCACAGAGCUGACCAAAAGGAAGAUUCCCGACACCUUGCCCUGGACCAGGGUUCACAAUGUUGUAUUUCGCCAUCUGAAGACAGCCCUAAUG